CGGUUUUCUUGCGUUGGUGCGAGUCCCCCUUACGUGGGUCCCUAUUGCAGUGAAGAUCCAGUAGUUGGAGUUCUAAACCUAGCCCAAGAGAGGGAGCGCAAGGAGUGAGCUAACAGAACUAGAAACUAUAGGUGCAUUUUUACUCUAUCGAACAUCGCUUUUGAAAGACUGUCACUUUUACUGCCCUGGAGCCAUCUUUAGCCUUUUUAGUACAACACCCUCGAUCCCCGUCUGAAAACUCACACACGGUCGUGUCAGCUGGCAUGAGCUAACCCACCAGACAUGGAAACCAAACCUUUCAUGUCAUUGGAAUCUACAAUCCUGCCUAUGGGAUGGUUCCUGAAGCCCCAGUGCUCGCUGGCUCCGCCCCCCCAGCGAGGACGCUCGGGGGAGGCCUGCUCCUGUUUCACCGGCAUGUGUCACCUCCACCACCCCCGGAUAUCUACAGGUAACACUCAACGCCAUCUCCACAUCCCCUCGCCAUCUUCCCCGUCAUGGCAGACUCCGCACCUGGGAAGACACCUGUAUCAAAUAAAUUCAUCAGGUCAGGUGACCUCAUCUCCACUGAGCUCUCCCACGUCCCACCGGGGCAUGCACCCAUCCCUGCUCAACCCGUCCUCCAUGGGGCCCUCAGGCUCCUUGCACUCUCCCAUCAGCAGCCUGAGUUCUCCCAUGAAUGGCCUGGGCUCGCCCUUUUCUGUCAUCAACUCCCCCAUGGGCCCACACUCCAUGUCCUCGCCCGGCAUGGGCUACGGCCCCAGUGUCAGCCCCCAGCUGAACUCCCAGAUGAACUCCGUCAGCAGCUCGGAGGACAUCAAACCCCCGCUGGGUCUCAACGGGGUGAUGAAGGUGCCCGCCCAGCCCUCGCCGGGGUGCAUGCCUCUCUCCCUCACCAAACACAUCUGUGCCAUCUGCGGAGACCGCUCCUCAGGUAAACAUUAUGGAGUGUACAGCUGUGAGGGCUGUAAAGGCUUCUUCAAGAGGACAGUGCGGAAGGACCUGACCUAUACCUGCCGCGACAACAAGGACUGUCUGAUCGACAAGCGCCAGCGCAACCGCUGCCAGUAUUGUCGCUACCAGAAGUGUCUGGCCUGUGGAAUGAAGAGAGAAGUUUUGUUACACACAGCCGUCCAGGAGGAGCGCCAGCGGGCCAAAGAGCGCAGCGAGAACGAGGUGGAGUCCACCAGUGGCGUCAACGAGGACAUGCCCGUGGAGAAGGUCCUGGAGGCCGAGCUCGCUGUGGAACCCAAGACAGAGACCUACACCGAGACCAACCUGGGCAUGCCAUCCAACUCGCCCAACGACCCGGUGACUAACAUCUGCCAAGCAGCCGACAAGCAGCUCUUUACACUGGUGGAGUGGGCCAAGAGGAUCCCCCACUUCUCUGAGCUGCCCCUGGACGACCAGGUCAUCCUCCUACGAGCAGGGUGGAAUGAGCUCCUCAUCGCAUCCUUUUCACACCGUUCGAUAACGGUGAAAGAUGGGAUCCUCCUGGCAACAGGGCUACACGUCCAUCGUAACAGCGCCCACAGUGCUGGAGUGGGAGCCAUCUUUGACAGAGUGCUCACAGAACUGGUGUCCAAGAUGAGAGACAUGCAGAUGGAUAAGACAGAGCUGGGGUGCCUUCGAGCCAUUGUCCUCUUCAACCCAGAUUCUAAAGGCUUGUCAAACCCAGGCGAGGUGGAGGCUUUGAGAGAGAAGGUCUACGCCUCUCUGGAGGCCUACUGCAAACAGAAAUACCCAGAUCAGCCUGGCAGGUUUGCCAAGCUGUUGCUGCGGUUACCAGCCCUGCGUUCCAUUGGUCUGAAGUGUCUGGAGCACCUGUUCUUUUUCAAGCUCAUCGGGGACACGCCCAUCGACACCUUCCUCAUGGAGAUGCUAGAGGCGCCCCACCAAAUGACAUAACUGCAGGCGGGGCGUCUCCCGUGUUCCCCUCGCCCCAUCCGCCUCUAACCCCUCUGGAUACGGAGGGUGGUCCUGCAAACCACUCCCCCCCUCGAGAGAUUAUGUGACAUCAUUGGAUCUAGAGAAGUCCCCAUCUUUGAUGUGUUUCAAAAAACAAGUUCAAUGUCCAUGGGUCUGGUUUAUACAGUGUAUAUAUAUAAAUAUAUAUAUAUAUAUAUAAAUAUAUAUAUAAAUAUAUAUAUGAACUCAUGAGAUGAAUUGAAAGACAACAAUGGACUGGUGAUGAAACGGACCAGGGGGAAAGGAAGUGUUUUGUAAUGUAAAACAACAACCAAGAAGAUCAGGUGUUGAAGGUAGGUCUGUUUGCAGGUGUAUUUUGAAUUGUGGCGGUUUCAUCAGCAGCGUAGGUUUUGGGAGAAUCGUGUUUUGGACUUGUUGAAGAGAGCCGGGACUGCAUGGGCUCUCCCUGGCUCUGUUCGGAAGCGUCUCACUUUCAGGACUAACUUAAGGGAGAUUGGUCCGUUUGCAGGGGGGAGGAACGAGGCACGGUCUUGUCCGGUCCAAUUCGUUCAGGUGCUGUGGAGUUUAAUCCGGUCAUGUCCGGUUGGGUCUGUUUUGAGGUGUACUGUAUGUGUUUUGGGAGAGAAGGACUCAAGAGGUGGGAACAUGCAGAUGAACAGUGCUCCACUCAGGUCCCAUAAACCCAAACUCAGCCACUUCUCCAUGUCUCCUUAUUCUAUUAGCACUGUGUGAACAUGAGAGGAGGGAUGCUACGUCGCUACGUCGCUACAUCGGUCCAGUUUUCAGAGGAUCAGAUAGCUUUAGUGACUGAUUGGAGUGAACGCCUGCAGUGUGGCCUCUUAGGCCCAGAGCUGGGUGACCUUCAUGUGGCCUGAAAAAGCUUAUCUCUGGCACUACUCAUUCUGUUGUACUGUACUGACAUUAGGGGCAGUGUGAAUCUGGAUUCACCCUCACAUAAGCACUAUACUACAUGUGCAUUGCUGUGUGCUCUGAAAGGUUGGCACAGGAAGGCAAGGAAAGCAAACGGAUGAGUUCUCAUCGCUUUACGACAAGCAUUGUUCCUUUUUCCUGUUAAGGUGACAGCAAAAUUACGAAGAACAGGACAAAUGGUUUGUAGGGAAAUACUGUCAACUGAACGUUUUAAAGUGAUGCCACGACUUUGUCAUGUCAUGUGUCCCUACACCUCUGAGACCAUUCGUUUCUGCUCCUUCUGUGAAUUACAACACACCAUAAUCAACCUCCACACAGCAACCAAGCAUGCUGUUCCUCACAGUGUAACCUAGCUUUAGAAUGGCCUUUGACCUGUACAGGAUAUUUCAAAAGUAUUGAUGGUAUUUGUAAAAAAAUAUAUAUAUUUUGCAAAAUUUGCAAUUACCUCUGUUUUCAUCCCUCAAACUCUCAGUUCUCUACACCCC
Oncorhynchus keta (chum salmon) is the source of this 3341-nucleotide messenger RNA. Its product is annotated as retinoic acid receptor RXR-alpha-A-like. The transcript is spliced from 12 exons. The coding region runs from base 283 to 1905 and encodes 540 amino acids. The record is from RefSeq and is a predicted model, not a curated record. Gene Ontology annotation, biological process: response to retinoic acid; anatomical structure development; cell differentiation. Gene Ontology annotation, molecular function: nuclear steroid receptor activity; retinoic acid-responsive element binding; zinc ion binding. Gene Ontology annotation, cellular component: nucleus; RNA polymerase II transcription regulator complex. NCBI's taxonomy places the organism in Eukaryota, Metazoa, Chordata, Actinopteri, Salmoniformes, Salmonidae.